Molecule: messenger RNA, 1065 nt
Organism: Telopea speciosissima
Lineage: Eukaryota; Viridiplantae; Streptophyta; Magnoliopsida; Proteales; Proteaceae
Product: peroxidase 51-like
Exons: 3
Coding region: 69-1064 (331 amino acids)
Biological process (GO): hydrogen peroxide catabolic process; response to oxidative stress
Molecular function (GO): heme binding; peroxidase activity
Source: RefSeq, a predicted model, not a curated record
CUCCUCUCUCUAUCAUUCUCUUCCUUGCUUAAUUGCUUCUUCCAUUGUUAUCGAUUUUGAAAUUAGAGAUGGGUCUCCAAGUGUUUGACAUAAUGCUUGUGUGGCUGACGUUGCUUAACCUCUGCUUCUUUCCCAAUAAAGCAUCAGCACUUCAACAAAAUUAUUACGCCAAAACCUGUCCCAAUGUAGAAAGCAUCGUUAGAGGUGCGGUCACUCAGAAGUUUAAGGAGACUUUCGUCACCGUCCCUGGAACCCUCCGUCUCUUCUUCCACGAUUGUUUUGUCCAGGGAUGCGAUGCUUCGGUUAUAAUUGCGUCUACAUCAAGCAACACAGCGGAGAAAGAUAAUCCCAUUAACCUUUCCCUUGCCGGAGAUGGUUUUGACACCGUAAUUAAGGCUAAAGCUGCCGUGGAUAAAACCUCUGGUUGUACCAAUAAGGUUUCCUGUGCUGAUAUCCUCGCCAUGGCUGCUCGAGAUGUCGUUGCUCUGGCUGGCGGGCCAUCUUAUGCAGUUGAAUUGGGAAGAUUGGAUGGGUUGAGCUCUACCUCUUCAAGUGUCAGUGGAAACUUGCCUCUCCCAACCUUCAAUUUGAACCAGCUCACUUCCUUGUUCUCUUCUAAUGGUCUCUCCCAACAAGACAUGAUCGCUCUCUCAGCGGCGCACACGGUUGGAUUUUCUCACUGUAACCAGUUUUCAAAUCGAAUAUAUAACUACACAGCAAAGACGAAGGUGGACCCUACGAUCAAUACAACGUAUGUGGGGGAGCUACAAUCGAUGUGUCCGACGAAUGUGGACCCUACGAUAGCCAUUAAUAUGGACCCCAUCACUCCAAGGAAGUUUGACAACGUGUACUAUCAGGACCUCCAGCAAGGGAAGGGAUUGUUCAGCUCAGAUCAGAUCCUCUACUCGGAUAGCAGGUCUAGGUCCACCGUCAACCUCUGGGCUUCCAACUCUGCGGCCUUCGAGAAAGCCUUCGUUGCUGCCAUGACAAAGCUUGGCCGGGUCGGAGUCAAGACUGGCUCUCAGGGCAACAUCCGUCGUGACUGUUCUGUCUUCAACUCUUAGA